This is a messenger RNA of Xenopus tropicalis (tropical clawed frog), 2006 nucleotides long. RefSeq names its product cystathionine-beta-synthase (gene cbs). The record is from RefSeq and is a predicted model, not a curated record. Bases 125 to 1816 code for a protein of 563 amino acids. The transcript has 16 exons. Gene Ontology annotation, molecular function: cystathionine beta-synthase activity. Gene Ontology annotation, biological process: homocysteine metabolic process; L-cysteine biosynthetic process; sulfur compound biosynthetic process. Gene Ontology annotation, cellular component: cytoplasm; nucleus. Lineage: Eukaryota; Metazoa; Chordata; Amphibia; Anura; Pipidae.
GUGGGAGGGGUACCCGCCCCCGCUCCUCCAGCCAAUCAGCUCUCUGUGAGCUCCAAGCGUGAAUCUGAGGGAACCGGAGAGACCGCAGCGCUGGGAGAGACUGGAACCUGCCCGAGAGGUCAUUAUGCCGGCUGUGCCACCCACCACUGAUUCUGCCUCCUGCCCUCACCAUAAGGAAAGCCAUGCGACCAAUGGCAACGUGAAGGCGGAGCUUAGUGCAGACAGGAAAUGGAUUCGGCCAGACUUGCCCAGCAAGUGCACCUGGCAACUGGGAAAGGCCCAGAGCGACUCGCCCCAUCACCACGUGGAACUGAGUGAGCGGCCCCGGAUCCUGCCCAGUAUCCUGCAGAAGAUCGGGGACACCCCGCUGGUUCGGAUCAAUCAGAUCGGGAGGAGAUUUGGGCUGAAGUGCGAACUGCUGGCCAAGUGUGAGUUCUUUAACGCGGGGGGCAGCGUGAAGGAUCGGAUCAGCCUGCGCAUGGUGGAAGAUGCCGAGAGAGAUGGAAUCCUCAAGCCGGGAGACACCAUCAUUGAGCCGACGUCUGGGAAUACUGGAAUCGGAUUGGCCCUGGCAGCGGCAGUAAAGGGGUACCGCUGUAUCAUUGUGAUGCCGGAGAAGAUGAGUAUGGAGAAGGUGGACGUGCUUCGUGCCCUCGGGGCUGAGAUUGUUCGGACCCCCACAAACGCCCGCUUUGAUUCGCCGGAGUCCCACGUGGGGGUUGCUUGGCGGCUGAAGAACGAGAUCCCAAAUUCCCAUAUUCUGGAUCAGUAUCGGAAUGCCAGUAACCCCCUCGCUCAUUAUGACAGUACAGCCGAGGAGAUCCUCCAGCAGUGCGAGGGGCAGUUGGACAUGUUGGUCGCCGGCGCUGGAACUGGAGGAACAAUCACCGGUCUCGCUCGCAAACUUAAAGAGAAAUGUCCCAACUGUAAGAUCGUGGGAGUGGAUCCCGAAGGUUCUAUCCUGGCGGAACCCGAGGAACUCAACCUGACGGAUAAGACUGGGUACGAGGUCGAGGGGAUCGGAUACGACUUCAUUCCUACUGUGCUGGAUCGGACGGUGGUGGAUGAAUGGUACAAGUCUAAUGACGAGGAAUCGUUCUUUAUGUCGCGAGCGUUAAUCCGAGAGGAGGGGCUGUUAUGCGGGGGCAGUUCUGGCAGCGCCAUGUCGGCGGCAGUAAAAGCGGCCAAGGAACUGAGCGAGGGGCAACGCUGCGUGGUGAUCCUGCCCGACUCUGUACGGAAUUACAUGUCCAAGUUCCUCAGUGACAAGUGGAUGACCCAGAAGCAGUUCCUGAAGGUGGAGGAGCUGGAGGAGAGGAAACCUUGGUGGUGGAACCUGAAGGUCUCGUCUCUGUCUCUCUCCGCUCCCCUGACCGUCCUGCCGACAGUGAGCUGCGGCCAAACCAUCCAGCUGCUGCGAGACAAGGGCUUCGACCAGGUGCCCAUCGUGUCCGAGACCGGGCUGGUUCUGGGGAUGGUGACGCUGGGGAACAUGCUCUCCUCGGUUCUUGCUGGGAAAGUGAAACCAUCAGAUCCGGUCACUAAAGUCAUCUACAAGCAGUUCUCCCAGGUGAAUCUGAAGGACAACCUCGGAAAGCUUUCCCGCAUUCUGGAGACGGAUCAUUUUGCUUUAGUUCUUCACGAGCAGAUUCAGUCAGAUCACAGCGACGGCUCGUCCAGUAAGAAGCAGAUGGUUUUUGGGGUGGUGACCGCCAUCGAUCUGCUGAAUUUCAUUACCAGAGAGCGGGAGCGGCGCGUGAGUGAAUCCGGGGAGAAGGAUCUGGUGGAACGAGUCCGGCACUUCAGUGCAUCGUAAUGUGGAGGGGAACGUCCCCCUCGUUAUGUACAAUCAGCCUUUCUUUCUGUGCUGCCCAUCUUUUUGUCUCCUCCCACCUGCUGUUACCUGCUGUUACCUGUCAGACCGUAGGUCAGUUUUAAUUGGCUGUUACAUAAUUGAUUUUGCCACUCAACUGCACUUCAUAAAUUAAAGGUCAUUGUGCAUAGAA